Molecule: messenger RNA, 1689 nt
Organism: Pseudozyma hubeiensis SY62
Lineage: Eukaryota; Fungi; Basidiomycota; Ustilaginomycetes; Ustilaginales; Ustilaginaceae
Product: potential ZIP metal ion transporter
Exons: 1
Coding region: 1-1689 (562 amino acids)
Biological process (GO): transmembrane transport; zinc ion transport
Cellular component (GO): membrane
Molecular function (GO): metal ion transmembrane transporter activity
Source: RefSeq, a predicted model, not a curated record
AUGUCGGGUCUCUUCGCCUUUGUGCUGCUCGUCAGCGGUAUGGGCGUAGGCACGCUCGUCUGCGGUCUCAUACCCCUCUCUCUACCCUUGUCACAUCGCAUGAUGCGCAUUCUCGAAGUGUUUGGAGCUGGCCUCCUCGUCGGAGCUGCCGUCACUGUCGUCAUUCCAGAAGGUUCCAGCUCACUCUUCUCCAAUGUCACGCCGCAAGCGCCGUCUGCGCCAAACCUAUACACAGACAUGCUCCAUUCUGCAGCUGCUUUCACGCCCACAGCUCAGCCCCAAGCAGGCUCAAUAUCGGGCGCACAAGCAUCACAAGAGCCGUGGGCUUGGUCGUUCAUCACGAAAAGGUCAGACGAGCCAUCGCCUGGCCACGAUCGUGGCAAUCACGGCCACGAGCAUGGACACGAGCACGACGAUCAUGACGGGAGUACCUUCACACAAUCUGACGCAGAGCAUCGUCUCGGAAGCAGCAUCCUCUUCGGAAUCGUUCUCAUGUACAUCAUCGACCAGCUCACAUCCUCCUCUGCGGAUCCAUCCCACGAUCACAACUCAGACAAGGUCCGAGAUCACCACCACGGCGGUGACUAUGCAUCCACGCCUGCGCGUCCGCGUCUCGAGGCGCACCGUCUCUCCAAAUCCUUCCAUCACAGAACAGAUCCAUCGGCACCGCCCAACACCAUCCACAAGGUCACCAGUCGAGCUUCAUUCACCGUCUUUGAUCGCUCACAGCACGGAAUCGACGAAGAGGCGCAGACGGCAAGCGCAGCUGUUGGAGGAAACUCGUCAUCUACAGAUGCACCCCACCGUCGAGUCGAGAGCGUAGCGACAGCUUCGAGCAGCAGCGACCAGGACUUGCCCGAUGAUUAUGACGAUCACGACGCAGACAGCUACCGCCACUCUGAUCUCAAGCGCAGUGCGCACAGCAAUCGCGAAUGGCACAGCUCACCACGCAGCAGCACAACGCUUCAUCGUGAUGGCCUUGAUCACGAGGUCUCCGUCGGUGCUCCCUUACUCCACCGUCAGACCUCUGCCCUCAGCAACGCCCGCCCCGCUUCCAAACGCUCCAGGUCCAUGUCGUCCUCCCACGCAGCCAACUCGACAUUUGGUCAAGCGCUCACCACUAUCGUCGGUCUGCUCAUUCACGCUGCAGCAGACGGAAUUGCGAUGGGUGCCUCGGCCCAAUCGGGCGAUGAGACGCUCACCAUGGUCGUUUUCAUCGCCAUCAUGGUACACAAGGCACCCGCAGCUUUCGGAUUGUGCGCCAUGCUCAUGUCACAGCGUCUUUCGCGCACAUCCAUCCGCAAAGCUGUUGCCAUCUUUGCCCUCGCAUCCCCCGUCGGUGCGCUAGUCACCUACGGUUUGCUCGCCUUGUUCUUCGAUUCUGGCCUUUCCGCCGUACACGGCGCUACAGCAGAUGCACAGGGCGGUAUCGACGGCAAGAGUAUCGGCACCGCGUUGGCAUUCUCUGGUGGCACUUUCCUGUUUGUCGCUUUCCACGCCGUACUCGAGCUCGCCGGAGCUGAAGCCGACACCGUUCCAACGCAUUCGGCCAGUGCAGAUGCGCCGGGCGAGACUCAGAUCCUGGGCAAGUGGCUCAGAAUCGUACUGCUCAUCGCCGGAGCGUGCACGCCUAGGAUGCUUCAAGGUCUGUUGGCCAGCUUGGGUGCCGGCGAAGGUCAUCAUCAUUGA